Molecule: messenger RNA, 880 nt
Organism: Condylura cristata (star-nosed mole)
Lineage: Eukaryota; Metazoa; Chordata; Mammalia; Eulipotyphla; Talpidae
Gene: GSTO1
Product: glutathione S-transferase omega 1
Exons: 6
Coding region: 78-803 (241 amino acids)
Biological process (GO): glutathione metabolic process; L-ascorbic acid metabolic process
Cellular component (GO): cytoplasm
Molecular function (GO): glutathione dehydrogenase (ascorbate) activity; glutathione transferase activity
Source: RefSeq, a predicted model, not a curated record
GGCCGGGAGAGGGGCAACCUACUUCCUGAGUCGCCUGCACACCCGCCGCUGGAACUCGUCCGCCUGUGCGCGCGGCAAUGUCGGGGACGUCAGCCAGAAGCUGGGCCAAGGGCAGCGCGCCCCCCGGGCCAGUUCCCGAGGGCCUGGUCCGUGUCUACAGCAUGAGGUUCUGCCCGUUCGCCAAGAGGACGCUUCUGGUCCUGAAGGCCAAGGGAAUCGGGCAUGAAGUCAUCAACAUCAACCUGAAAAAUAAGCCAGAGUGGUUCUUUGAGAAGAAUCGCUUGGGUCUGGUGCCCGUUCUGGAAAACAGUCAGGGGCAACUGGUCUGUGAAUCCGCCAUCACCUGCGAGUACCUGGACGAAGCAUACCCAGGGAGGAAGCUGUUCCCGGAGGACCCGUAUGAGAAAGCUUGCCAAAAGAUGGCCUUUGAGAUGUUUUCCAAGGUACCAUCUUUGAUAACAAGCAUUCUUAGAAGUCAAAAUAAGGAAGACUGUGCUGGCCUGAAGGAAGAUUUGCGGAAAGAAUUCAGCAAGCUAGAGGAGGUUUUGACCAGUAAGAAGACAACAUAUUUUGGUGGCAGUUCUCUUUCUAUGAUUGAUUACCUCAUCUGGCCCUGGUUUGAACGGCUGGAAGCAAUGGCGUUAAAUGAGUGUGUAGACCACACUCCGAAACUUAAACUCUGGAUGGCAGCUAUGAGGGAGGACCCUGCAGUGUCAGCCCUAUUCAUCGAUGCGAAGGCCCUUCGAGGUUUCUUAGAUUUGUACCUGAAGGACAGCCCUGAGGCCUGUGACUAUGGUCUCUGAUGGAGGUGCGAGUCAGCGAUGAUUCUGUCUGAUAAUUUCUGGUGUGAAUAAUAACAUGCUUUUAUUGUCAAGUGCUC